AUGUCGUUGAAACUAGUAACAGCAAUCUUAGCCUAUUUUCUAGUUCACAUCGUAGUUGGUGCAGCGGCUUCUGAUGAUGUUGGGUUCAUCUUUCAAGGAUUUCAAUCAUCAAAUUUAAGCCUGGAUGGAUUAGCCACAGUCACCAACAAUGGCCUCCUACGAAUAACCAACACCACCAAAUUUCGAACCGGGCAUGCCUUCUAUCCUAAUCCCAUAAACUUCAAGAGCACACAUAACAGUUCAGCUUUCUCCUUUUCCACCCAGUUUGUGUUUGCUAUAGUACCCGAAGUCUCACGCGUGAAUGGUCCUGGAAUAGCUUUCGUGAUUGCACCAACAAGAAACCUUACAGAAGUGGGUUUCUCACAGUUCCUAGGCCUCGUCGAUGGAAACACCGACGGGAAUCAAACAAAUCAUGUUUUUGCUGUGGAGCUUGACACUUUCCAACACCAAGAAGUUGAAGAUAUUAAUGCCAACCAUGUUGGUAUUGAUGUCAACUCGGUGAAGUCCAUCGUAUCCAGCCCAGCAAGUUACCACGCUAAUAACAAUAAUUCAUUUGACAACUUAACUCUUAGCAGCGGUCAGCGGAUGCAACUUUGGGUGGAAUACGACGGGGCGGACAGGAGAAUCAAUGUUACAUUAGCUCCAAUAGCGGCUGCCAAACCACAUACUCCUCUUUUGUCUUUGACAUAUGAUCUUUCGCCAAUUUUAAAGCAAACCAUGUAUGUUGGCUUUUCUGCAGCCUCUAGUCCACUCGACAUGGGAACAUCUCAGUUUGUACUUGGAUGGAGCUUCAGGGUCAAUGGUGUUGCACAAGCUCUUGAUCUGUCUCGGCUCCCCAAGCUACCUCGGUUUGGACCUAAGAAAGUGUCUAAAUUUUUCACCGUCGGAUUGCCCCUGAUUUGCAUACUUUUGUCAUUAACACUAACAUCUGGAGUAGCUUAUUAUUUGAGGAGGAAGUGGAAGUAUGCAGAAGUGCUGGAAGAAUGGGAGCUUGCUUAUGGACCUCACAGGUUCAAAUAUAAAGAUUUAUACGUUGCCACCAAGGGGUUUACAGAAAAACUGCUAUUGGGAGAAGGCGGAUUUGGCAGGGUCUACAAAGGCAUUUUGACAACAAACAAGGUUGAGGUUGCUGUCAAGAAGGUCUCUCAUCACGCAAGCCAGGGAAUGAAGGAAUUUGUUGCAGAAAUCGUCAGUAUUGGACGCUUAAGCCAUAGAAAUUUAGUGCCGCUCCUGGGUUAUUGUCGGCGUAAAGGAGAGUUACUUUUGGUAUAUGAAUUCAUGUCCAAGGGUAGUCUAGACAGUUUUCUGUUCAAACAACCAAAGCGUACCCUCAACUGGAGCGAAAGAUUUCGAGUCAUCAGAGGUGUGGCUUCAGGAUUACUCUAUCUACACGAAGAAUGGGAGCAAGUUGUGAUCCACCGAGAUGUAAAAGCCAGUAAUGUAUUGUUAGAUGAUGAACUGAAUGGAAGAUUAGGAGAUUUCGGCCUGGCAAGGCUAUACGAUCAUGGAACUCUACCUCAAACCACCCAUGUAGCGGGAUCUCUUGGCUACCUUGCCCCUGAGUAUAGCAGGACAGGGAAGGCCACAACGAGCACCGAUGUAUAUGCUUUUGGGGCCUUUUUGCUAGAGGUUGCCUGUGGAAGGAGGCCAAUAGAAACCCGUGCAGAGCCAGAAGAGAAUAUCAUUUUGGUAGAUUGGGUAUUUUCGUGCUGGAAAGCAGGAAAUAUUCUCCAGGCUGUUGAUCAAAAGUUGGGCACUGAGUAUGUGAAAGAGGAAGCAGAAAUGGUGUUGAAAUUAGGCUUAUUGUGCUCUCAUUCGCAACCAAAGAUUAGGCCAAGUAUGAGGCAAGUUUUGUUGUACCUGGAUGGAUCAGUUGCUCUGCCAGAUUUAUCUCCACUGGCCAUGGGCAUUUCCGCUUUCGGUCUUGGCUCCGCCCAACCUGCUGGCUUUGAAGAUAUCCCAUCGUCCUUUGCUACUUUUACAGACCAAUAUUUCUUACAUUCUGUAGCAGACUCUAUUCUCUCUGGUGGUCGGUAA
Coffea arabica (coffee) is the source of this 2037-nucleotide messenger RNA. RefSeq names its product L-type lectin-domain containing receptor kinase IV.1-like. NCBI's taxonomy places the organism in Eukaryota, Viridiplantae, Streptophyta, Magnoliopsida, Gentianales, Rubiaceae. The record is from RefSeq and is a predicted model, not a curated record. Gene Ontology annotation, molecular function: carbohydrate binding; protein kinase activity; ATP binding. Gene Ontology annotation, biological process: protein phosphorylation.